ACCCACCUCCUGUUAGUGGGAGCGGCUUAGGGGAAGAGCGCUCUGAUAUUGCCGGGGGGAGAGGAGAAAGGUUUCCUCCGUGCGGCUUGAGCAACCUUCAGCCUGGGAUCAACGAAGAGACUCUGAAUAUAUGUGCUCCCUUCUCCCAGCGAGUCAGGAAGGAGGGAAUUUGCUGCCCCCCGCCUCUAGGUGUUUCCUUAAGACCCCCCCCUUCGCUGCCUAAUGGUUCAGCCCUUCACGGCGGGGUCAAAGUUUCCCGGCGAGAAACGCUGCGGCGCGAGCUCGUCCGACCGGAGUUAGUUGAGGCUUAGAGGCUGGGCGGGCUGCGCUGGGCGGAUGGCGUUGCCAGGUGGAAAUAAAGAUAAUAUCAGGGCAGGGUGCAAGAAAUGUGGCUAUCCGGGUCAUCUGACAUUUGAAUGCCGAAACUUUCUCCGUGUAGAUCCCAAAAGAGACAUUGUUUUAGAUGUGAGUAGCACAAGCAGUGAAGAGAGUGAGGAAGAGGAGCUGGGGAAACUUCAUGUCAUUCCAGAAAAGCAGGGUGUUCCUGAUGAAGAAGAAAAGAAAAAGAUCCAAAAGAAGAGCAAGGAAAAAUCAAAAUUAAAGAAAACAAGAAAAAGGUCUCAUUCUUCAAGCACCACAGAAGAUGAUGAACCUAAAUCAAAAAAGCAGAAAUCUCAGAAAAAAGAAAAGAAGAAGAUGAAAAAGAAUAAAUCCAAGAAAAGAAAACAUCACAAAAAGGCAGGGAAAAAACACAAAAGGGGGAAAGAUUCUUCAUCUUCUGAUAGUUCAGAUUCUUCUAGCAAUGAUUGAAAAACAAGAGUUAGAUUGUUUUACAUCAAUCCUAGUUCAAAUGAUAAUGCUGCAAGAUGUAUACUCCUUAAUAUUUAUUUUAAAAAACUCUUCUUUGUAUUAAACUUUUUGAUGGGGGGAAAUUUAGAUUUACAUUCUCCUUUGUGUUACAACUUUUAUUUGUACUUCCUGUUUGAAAGGAAAUUAGUAUUACUUCUAAGAUUUUAAUCUUUAAAACAAUUAUAAAUUAUUCACUUAUUCAUGAACAAAAUCCAGUAAUUUUAGAAGUACAGUCCUGCAGUCCUUAAGACUUCUGAUACUCAACAGGCAAACAAGAGGCUGUUGAUCUGCAGGUUCCAGAUCCCAUUUAUUUCCAUUAAGUGUUCCAGAACGAGAAGAAAAAAACCACCUGAAACCUGUAGCAGGCAUUUAUGUUCCUUAACUGGGAACAUUGAGAAUGGAAUUCUUCCUAAAGACUUACAACAAAGAAGAGAAGCCCCACUGCAUCAUCUUCCCUUCUAAUAGAAACCCAGCAGGGCAUAGGAACAAGUAAUUUUUCCUCUUUCAAUUCUCUCUUUCUUCUGUCCCAUGGAAAUGUUUUGUCUUUCUGUUCUGUUAUUGAGAUACAUGUUCUUUUGUAAGUUUUUAGCAAAACAAGAUGGGGGUGUAUAUUUUAGAAAACUUCAAAAAAACAAUCAUUGCUAGGUAUAAGCGGAUGAUUCCAGAACCAAUUAUUCUUAGAAAUGGGCAUGCAAGUGUGCAGCAUGGAAUGUAGAGGAGUGUGAAAAUGUUGAAAGGCUGUUGUAGCAUAUUGUAGGUGUGCAUGCACUUUGAUAGAUGCAUCUCUGGAUCAGGAUGUAAGUUUGUGUGUAAAUAUUGAGAAUUAAAUGAGCAAUGUAGACAUAGAUUUUUAAGCACCUAGUGAUUUUUUUCUAGUAAAAAACCCUGCUCUUUGACCACUAAAGAUGAAAACUAUUUUUAUGCUGCUUUUUUAUUUCCAUGUUGUUUCUUGCCAUUUAUUUGUAUAGAUGAUGAGAAAAUAGUAUAUACUUUUUGUUGGACCAAAGAAGUAAACCUGGUUGAAUUUGUAAGCUAAAUGAUUGUUUUAUAGUACUUUUAUUUUAUUGAAAAAUAAAAAUUUAAGA
This is a messenger RNA of Python bivittatus (Burmese python), 1934 nucleotides long. It is a transcript of the gene SREK1IP1, whose product is annotated as SREK1 interacting protein 1. The record is from RefSeq and is a predicted model, not a curated record. Gene Ontology annotation, molecular function: nucleic acid binding; zinc ion binding. Lineage: Eukaryota; Metazoa; Chordata; Lepidosauria; Squamata; Pythonidae.